GCAGCCUUGCCGCUUACUGGCACCGAUUGAUCGAAAUUGGAUCCUUCGGAAAUCUCAAACCAACUCCGCACUUCCCCCUCUAUUCUGUAUUUUUUUUUCAUCUUCAUCUUCAAUUUGAAGGUGCUGCUGGAUGGAGCAAUAGUCCGACCCUCGAAUGAGACUGCUCUGAAUAUUGGCUUGAAUCGCGGUCGCUCUCCCGAACUACUCUAUCCAAUAGAGCAGGCGGGGUGCACCUUACAGGCCCACAGCCACUGAAUAUUCACCCUAGGCACCUACCGAUUCAAAGCUUACAACGCUUCCGGGGCUUGUUGGUCAACUUCUGCAAUCAUGGCACCCUUGGCGGCAGAACCACGCCAGCUCCUCGUCGUGCUCAACCCUGCGAAGCGACGUGCUUUGUUCCAGCUCGUAGAUGAGAUCACAAAGUACAUGCGCUCGCAGCUACUUCUCCAACCGAAGUCGCAAAAUGACUCUGACGGUAAAUCAUCAAGCGACGCGCCACUGCGUCGUCCAAGUGGUGUUGAUCAUACCCAUGGACAGCGUGGGAAUCAGCAGCAGGCAGAAAGAUCACAGCUAGAGCCUGUAGAUUAUCAAGUUUCGAGGAUCCGCCGGGCAGCCAUCUCGCAUAUUGAUGAGUGGAGACUUACUGUCCUCAAGGCGAUUAAGGAAGUCGCCUCAGCCGCUGACGACGACAAGAUCCUCCAGGCCAGGAAGGAGAGGCAGGUGAAGAUGGAACGGAGCAAAGUCGAUAACCCUCGUCGCGGAGGGGACUUGAUGGAUUUUGGUGAUGGUAGCAAUGCAGCCGAUUCAAAAGACGAGAAUCAGGAUCAGGACCAGGAUCAGGACUUGGCAUCAUUUCAAGCUUUGUAUCAUCCUAUACCUACCCGCCUGAGCACGAUCCCGCGGGAAGACCGCGAAGAGGCACUUAGCUGUGUCCUUGUGACUGUCAUCUCCAGUGGAGUAUAUGCCGCCCAUUCUCGGACUCUGGCUUGCUAUCUUGCCUCGGCCCUGAAUCUCCCGCUGGCUGUACUGGUGCGGGAAGAGACCGAGAUUGCCAACUCAUUGGUAGAGUCGUCUACUUCAGACGAAGCCAAGAAGCAGCAGCAAGAACUCAUGUCGGCCGAGGCCGAGGCCGAGAAGCGGCGCAAGGAGGGCCAGGCCGGCCGUUUCUGGAAGGUUGGAUUGGCCUCCGUCGCUGGCGCUGCGGUUAUCGGCAUAACGGGCGGGUUAGCUGCCCCUGUUGUUGCCGGCGCCAUUGGUGGGCUGAUGGGCAGUGUAGGCCUGGGAGGACUAGCAAGUUUUCUUGGUGUGUUUUGGAUGAAUGGUGCGUUGGUUGGUACACUUUUCGGGGCCUUUGGGGCCAAGAUGACGGGGGAGAUGGUGGAUCAAUAUGCUCGCCAGGUUGAGGACUUCCGCUUUCUCCCUCUAAAAGAAGAAUGGGGUCGAGAAUAUUCACAACAUGAAAAGGGUUCUAGACGUUUACGUGUCACUAUAGGCAUCAAUGGCUGGCUCAACACCAAAGAAGACGUCACCAAGACCUGGCGCCCACUCGGCGAUGAGUCCGAGGUCUUUGCUCUGCGGUACGAGAUGGCAAGUCUUCUCGCUUUGGGAAACUCGCUCGAGACUCUUGUCAAAUCUUAUGCUUGGUCCAUGGUCAAGUCGGAAAUCAUCCGACGAACAGCGUUAGCUGCACUGGGAGCAGCAUUGUGGCCUAUCGCGCUUAUACAAACAGCCUCUAAUGUCGACAACCCUUUUAGUCGUGCCAAGAAUCGGUCCGAGAAAGCCGGCAUGAUACUCGCCGAUGCGCUCAUCAACAAGGUUCAGGGCGAGCGCCCUGUUACCCUGAUUGGCUACUCGCUUGGUGCCCGUGUUAUCUACUCAUGCCUGGAAUCGCUUGCAGAGAGAAAGGCUUUUGGACUGAUCGAGCAGGUUGUGUUCAUUGGAGCCCCUAUUCCUUCUGACCUCGAUCGCUGGCAAAAGAUUCGGAGCGUCGUUUCAGGCAAGAUGUUCAAUGUCUACUCCGAGAAUGACUUCAUCCUGGCCUUCCUGUACCGAGCAACGAGUAUUCAGCUUGGCAUUGCUGGGCUUCAGCCUGUCACAGAUCUAGAGGGUGUCGAGAACCUUGACCUGAGCGAUGCAGUCAGUGGACACCUGCGCUAUCCCGGACUCAUCGCCAAGAUACUUACUCGCUGUGGCUUUCCCAAUGUUAGAGACGGCGAGGGGCCGAUUGAAGAAGAUAAGGAGGCUAUUCAGAUGCAGGAUGACGAUGGCAGCCACAAAACCGGAAGUCUUAUUGAUUUUGAGGAGCCCACUGGAGGCAAGGAUGGACCGAUUGCACAGAAAACACCAGGCAACCAGACAUUGCCACACAGGCCUGGCAGGAACACUGUUGCCAGAUCGAACUCGGAGAUGUUGUUACAGCAAAUGGACCCUCUCGGUAGCUUGGAGCGUAUGGACUAUGAAGGGAAAGCUGUAUCGGCCAGUGCGCCCCAGCUUCCAGGCCUUGGAGCUUCUGCGUUUCCAUAUAUGCAGGGAAAUACCAACUCUGACUCUGGCGACGCAGCUUCGUUUUCGAAGGACGCCGAGCAGAGGCCUAUGUCCAAGCCCUUGACCAAGUCGCCACCUCAAGAGGACAGUGAAGGUGAAGACAGUGACGAGGGCUGGACUGGGAUUCAAAUGAUCGACAAAGACGAACUUGACGAAGUUGGCCCGCCACCUCCAAAAUAAGGUUCUGGAACUGGUUCAUAUUACGAUCUUUUUCCUCAAUAGAACAGUAGCGGCACAUGUCAUAUAUAGCACUUUUAAAAAUGGAGUGGUUGGCCCAUCGCUAGCUGACCAACUUGAACACCAUCCGGAAAUUCGUCUCUAUGUAUAACACAUAUAGUCUGCAUGAUAUGAG
Pyricularia oryzae 70-15 is the source of this 2896-nucleotide messenger RNA. RefSeq lists its product as uncharacterized. The transcript is spliced from 2 exons. The record is from RefSeq and is a predicted model, not a curated record. Lineage: Eukaryota; Fungi; Ascomycota; Sordariomycetes; Magnaporthales; Pyriculariaceae. The coding region runs from base 328 to 2724 and encodes 798 amino acids.